AUGCCUGAUUUGAACAACAACGAGGAUGAAAUCAAUACUCUAGAAUCAGCAAACUCCCAACAAGCCGGUCUAGAUGAGAAGCCAAGUAAUCCAGGCGUCGGAAUUCAGGAAGAAGAGAAAUUUAGCAACAAUCAGACAAGUACAAGCAGUUCCGUUGCCAUGGCUCACAGCAAUUGUGACGAACAGCAAGGGAAGGCAAAACUUUCGUUCCAGAGGCCUGGAAGAAGACUUUGGAGAGCAUCGCCCAAGGCAAGGUCUGAGAAUACGCGUAUUAAACCGCAAGGUAAUCGCCGAGCUGUGAUGAGAUCACUGGCAAAUAUCAAAGACCCUGUUGAUUUGACAAUGUGUGCUGACGAUGAGCCCGUCAACAAAGGAGUCUCGCCCUGUUACCAGAUAUCUAAUGAGGAUUUGCGCACCUGUGAGCCAGGACAAUGGCUCAACGACAAUAUUAUCUAUGCAUACUUGUCUUUGCUCAAAGAUUAUGCAAAUUUGACUGGGCGUGUCACUUGUCAUGUUCUUGAUUCUUUCUUCUUCACCCUCAACCUGGAACAAGGCUAUUCGGGAGUUAGUCAGAAGGGCUCGCAGAUACCAUUAGAUGUUGAUAUUAUUCUCAUGCCUAUUUGCACCAGACAACACUGGACCCUGGUUGUUCUGCAUCCUCGCACUCGGGUGAUUCAAAGAUACGACUCCCUUCACGGUCUUGGGGACAACCAUGUUCAUCAAAUUCAAAAGUGGCUGGACACAGAGUAUAAGAGCGGGGCUGGUCCGGAAUGGACUAUUGGAGAUCAUGUCUCCCCACGGCAAGAUAAUAGUGAUGAUUGUGGUGUCUUCGUCCUUGCAACAGCAAGGUCAGUGAUCAUGAGAACAGCUCUGGACUACAACACGGAUGUCAUUGCCAUGAUGAGAAAAAAGAUUGUUGAGGAACUUAAGGAGAACCUUCACAGUGCCAAGGUUCAGUUGGAGCUCUUUGAGUUCGAAAGUCUUUAUGAAAAGUAAAGCGUUUUAAUACAAG
Messenger RNA from Aspergillus saccharolyticus JOP 1030-1, 1012 nucleotides. RefSeq names its product cysteine proteinase. The coding region runs from base 1 to 996 and encodes 331 amino acids. Gene Ontology annotation, molecular function: deSUMOylase activity. Lineage: Eukaryota; Fungi; Ascomycota; Eurotiomycetes; Eurotiales; Aspergillaceae. Gene Ontology annotation, cellular component: nucleus. The transcript has 3 exons. The record is from RefSeq and is a predicted model, not a curated record. Gene Ontology annotation, biological process: protein desumoylation.